AUGGCUUCAUCUCAGACAGCAGUCAAUCGAUUCAUUCAAGGCAUCAACACUGCCAAGGCGGAACUGAUGUUGAGUUCAUUUGCCACCGAUGCGGAAAUCAUUGACGAUGGAAAAAGUUUCAAGGGUGACGCGAUCAGACUUCUAUGCGAACAUGGAAUCAUCGGUCAUCAUGCUCGAGUGCAGAUACUCGAGCAAGAAGUACAAAGUGAUGGCAGGACAUACCUUCACAUCGUGAUGGAUGGAGAUUUUGCGAAGGAAUUCGGCAUUCACGAUCCAUUCGAUCUGUUUCUCAUGUUCACCACCAAGAACGACAAAGUCCAACACCUCGAGAUGGGUGAUGUGGACCCAAAGAAACCGACAAUACGCACUAUCUACGCAUCAGUCGGCAAUUCAAUGGACCCAUUGUCGUCAAUCCGAAUCAAGAGACGAAAUCCCCCCGAACCCCAAGAGGGAUGGGUCAAAGUGAAGAUGCACGCCGUGGGACUGAACUUUCACGACAUUUUUACACUGCGUGGUAUUGGGAAGCACGAGAUUCGAUUUCCGAUGAUCCUAGGCAAUGAAGGUGCCGGUAUCCUCGAAAAUGGAACGGAGGUUGCCCUCUAUCCGAAUCUCGGAGAUCCAGAUUUCAAAGGCGAUGAGACGAUUGAUCCAAAAAGACAUGUUCUAGGUGAAAUUGUGCAAGGAACAUUGGCGGACUAUGUCAUGGUGCCGAAAAGAAACGCGGUACCAAGACCAAAGGGCCUGGAUGCGAAUGCUGCAAGCGUCAUGGGAAUUGCUUGGUUGACAGCGUACAGAAUGAUGUUCAACAAGGCCAAGCUCAGGGCUGGUCAGACUGUCUUGGUACAAGGCUCCUCUGGCGGCGUGACAACGGCUCUGAUUCAACUGGGCUCCGCCGCGGGCUUUCGUGUGUGGGCAACGGGCCGCACAGAAUCCAAACGAGCACUCGCAAAACAACUCGGAGCUGAACGCACUUUCGAGCCUCUGGCCCCUCUGCCAUAUCUCGUCGACGCUGCAUUCGACACGUCCGGCGCCGCGACCAUAUCCCAUUCCGUCGCAUCUGUGAAAGCAGGCGGCAUCGUUGUUUCAUGCGGUAUUCAUUCAGACGGUCGCUCCGUCAACGUCUCCAUUGAUCUGCUGAGAUUGAUCGUCGACCAGAUCACGCUUACCUCAGCCUAUAUUGGGACCAGGGAGGAAUUUGUCGACUUGAUGAGUUUCGUGGUGUCCAAGGGGAUCAAACCGCAUAUUGGCAAGGUGUUACCGUUGGAAAAGGCAGAUGAGGGUUUCAAGGACUUGUGGGAGGGUAGGACGGAAGGGAAAAUCGUCAUUACAAUUUGA
Rhinocladiella mackenziei CBS 650.93 is the source of this 1335-nucleotide messenger RNA. RefSeq lists its product as uncharacterized. NCBI's taxonomy places the organism in Eukaryota, Fungi, Ascomycota, Eurotiomycetes, Chaetothyriales, Herpotrichiellaceae. The transcript has 2 exons. The coding region runs from base 1 to 1335 and encodes 444 amino acids. Gene Ontology annotation, molecular function: oxidoreductase activity. The record is from RefSeq and is a predicted model, not a curated record.